AGAAGAAGAAGAAGAAGAAGAUCCUCCCGUACGUUUAGACGAGAAACGAGAGUGACACGAAGCUAAACUUAACCGAUCUGAAUCUAUUGGCUAUUCUAUUUUUUUUUUUUUUUUUUACGAGAACCUGUGCUUGUCAAUUGUGUGCUGUUGUUUGUACUUCAGCAUGGCGGUCGUCAUCCGUUUACAGGGACUAAGAGUCACAGCAGGUUCUAAGGAUAUUCGCAAGUUCUUCACUGGCCUCAGAAUUCCAGAUGGAGGGGUGCAUAUAAUUGGUGGCGAGCGAGAGGAAGCUUUCAUUAUCUUUGCUUCCGAUGAAGAUGCAAGAAGAGCCAUGACACGGUCUGGAGGUUGCAUUAAGGGUUCGCCAGUUACAUUGCUGCUAAGCAGUAAAACAGAGAUGCAGAACGUGCUUGAAAGAAGUACAGCAAAUGCAGAGCUAGAUCAGAAGAGACACUUUGAGGAGAAUGCAAGACGUACUGCAAGAUCUGCGGACCCUGAGGUGGGCAGGAGAUCAAGUAGCAGAUCUGAUUAUACCCCUCCACCUCAGCACCAGAGGGCCUUAAACACAACUGAUGACUUUGUGUAUGUGUUUCUGAAAGGAAUGCCUUUCUCUGUUACUGAAACGGAAGUCAGUGACUUUUUCAGUGGUUUACUUAUAGAUGAGAUGGUCCUAAUGAAAAAUGUAAAUGGUACAAAAAAUGGGACAGGUUUCGUCAAAUUUGCAACAAGAGAGGAUGCAAUUGAAGCCCUGAAGAGGGAUAGGAAAUACAUUGGGUCAAGGUAUGUGGAGAUUUCCACAACAACAGCAGAUGAUUGGCGUCGGGCUACUGGUAAAAUGUCAAUGGCUACCAACAUGGGUAACAGCUUUGAAAGGGACAGAUCCCCUAUUCGCCAUCAGAGGAAUCCACAUCAUGCAAGGUCACAAUCACCUUUGGCUCCGAGGACCGUUGCUCCUCCCGAUGAGGAGUACUGUGUCUUGGUUGAAAAUCUGUCCUAUGCAGUGGAAAAACAAGACAUAAAAAGGCUUUUUCGUAACGCAAAGCUUGAGGAUGACCAGAUCCUGCACUUAAUUGGCAGUGAUGGGAGAAGAACGAGAUCUGCAUUCGUGCUUUUCAAGAGUCUGCGUGACUAUUGUGAUGCCUUAAGUCCUGAAAAAAGGCUUUUUUUGAACCGAUGGAUUUAUACCCGGCCAAUCUCAAGGGAGAAAAUGAUCACCCUUCUGGAAUCUCAAAGCAAUGAUGCUGGUCCUCCUAGAAACUCUGAAAUGUUUCAGGAGAGGCCUUCAUCUUAUCCCAGAGAGCAGCAUGACUCGGAGAAGACGUGCCUGUUUGUGAGGAACCUGCCAUUUGAUGUACGGAAAGUUGAGAUCAUGGACUUCUUCCAUGGGUUUAAUAUCACAGAGGACAAGGUGUGUGUGCUGCGCGACCAUGAAGGUGCUGGAGUUGGGAAGGCUUUGGUACACUUCCGGACGGAGGCGGAGGCUAUGAGGGCACUCUCUCUCAAUGGACAAAGGUUUCUUGGGUCAGAAGUCAUACUGAAAGCAAUUACACAUUCACAGAUGCGACAGUUGAGCGUUGAGCCACCAAUGGUGCAAGAGCCAUUUGUGCAAGAGCCACUGCAGAGAGAGGAGCGGUACUCGGGAAGGAGAGGUGAGGCGUCCUAUCGUGAGAUUGAGUACCCUGACUUUAGCAGUCCUCAAGACGGUAAUAUACCAAUGACCAAUGCACGGGCUGACAGCUUUGGAGGCGGUGAUUUUGAGCCUCAUGCAGGAGGCUCGUAUGCAUCACAAGACAGAGGUAAUGGCUUUCGUGGUGGCUUUGGUCCCUCUGUGCAGCACUUUGACACUCCCACCUGUGUACAGCUACUUAACUUGCCAUUCCAGAUCAGAAAUGAAGAAAUCUAUGACUUUUGCUAUGGAUAUCGCAUUAUCCCUGGCUCUGUCUCACUGCAGUACGAUCAAAGUGGAAAAUCUAAAGGCUCUGCGACUGCAGUAUUUGAGUCCCGUCAGGAGGCGUUGACAGCAAUUGAGGAACUGAGUGGAAGACCAAUAGGUCCAAGAAAAAUACAGCUACUGCUUGUGUAAAUGUCAUUGCUUUUCCUGACACCUAACAUGCCCUGGUAGUGUAGUUUGGACAAGAACACUGUUGAUUGAAGGGAAGUCACAACACCUGAUGUGAUCUAGUAGUGAGAUUUGAACAUUUAGUGUUGAUUGAAACAAAGUCCAUUUAAAGGAAGCAAUGGCCUUUCUUUCUUUUUUUAACAUGACCCUUUAUUUCUUUUUUUGUUUGUUUUGAUGCCCUUGCUUUGUACGAUUGUAAAUAGUUAAUUUGUGGCAUAUAGGUUUUCCCUAAUUGCACUUUUUAUUUAAAAUUGUGAUUAGGCAAUGUAGUCAGUUGCUUAAAUAUGGGUUUUGAAGCCAGUGCUCAUGUUAAAGUGAAUUCAAUUUUUUGUUUCCUCAUUGAAAUGUUUUUGUUCAGUUUGACUUGCAACACUGUGGAAAAAUGCGUGUAAAUUUCAAUUUACUGUGGUUGUUGUGAAGUGUUGUUUUUAUAAAAAUGCAUACCUUCGAA
This is a messenger RNA of Epinephelus fuscoguttatus (brown-marbled grouper), 2570 nucleotides long. It is a transcript of the gene rbm12bb, whose product is annotated as RNA binding motif protein 12Bb. Gene Ontology annotation, cellular component: nucleoplasm; ribonucleoprotein complex. Bases 164 to 2083 code for a protein of 639 amino acids. NCBI's taxonomy places the organism in Eukaryota, Metazoa, Chordata, Actinopteri, Perciformes, Serranidae. Gene Ontology annotation, molecular function: RNA binding. The record is from RefSeq and is a predicted model, not a curated record. The transcript has 2 exons. Gene Ontology annotation, biological process: regulation of RNA splicing.